Molecule: messenger RNA, 455 nt
Organism: Ochotona curzoniae (black-lipped pika)
Lineage: Eukaryota; Metazoa; Chordata; Mammalia; Lagomorpha; Ochotonidae
Gene: APOC2
Product: apolipoprotein C2
Exons: 3
Coding region: 1-297 (98 amino acids)
Biological process (GO): chylomicron remnant clearance; lipid transport; high-density lipoprotein particle clearance
Cellular component (GO): low-density lipoprotein particle; very-low-density lipoprotein particle; intermediate-density lipoprotein particle
Molecular function (GO): lipid binding; lipoprotein lipase activator activity; phospholipase binding
Source: RefSeq, a predicted model, not a curated record
AUGGGCAUUCGACUCCUCCUGGCUCUCUGUGCCAUCCUGCUGGCAUUGGGCUGUGCAGUCCAGGCGACCCCCGUCCCUGCACAAGAUGAGCCUGCCCUGAUGGAAAAGGUGCAGAAGUCCCUGUAUGAGUACUGGGACUCGGCUAAGGCAGCCGCCCAAGGCCUCUACCACAACUCCUACCUGGCUUCCGUGGAUGAGAAAAUCAGGGACAUGUACACCAAGGGCACAGCGGCCAUGACCACCUACGCUGGCAUCUUCACCGACCAGAUCCUGUCCCUGCUGAAGGGAGAUGCCUGACACGGGGGAGGGGAGACUUGCGGCCCCCGCCACCCUCCUGCCAGGACCCCCUGGCUGUCCUGACCCACCACGGGGGGACCACACUCAGCUCCAGCCCCAGCAGCCCAGUCCCAGCUCUAGCCUGAAUUUUGACCAAUAAAAAUAAUAAUAAUUAAAAA